Puntigrus tetrazona (Sumatra barb) is the source of this 3794-nucleotide messenger RNA. It is a transcript of the gene arrb1, whose product is annotated as arrestin, beta 1. Gene Ontology annotation, biological process: visual perception; signal transduction; G protein-coupled receptor internalization. Gene Ontology annotation, molecular function: G protein-coupled receptor binding. The transcript is spliced from 16 exons. The record is from RefSeq and is a predicted model, not a curated record. Bases 547 to 1803 code for a protein of 418 amino acids. NCBI's taxonomy places the organism in Eukaryota, Metazoa, Chordata, Actinopteri, Cypriniformes, Cyprinidae.
GCUCGUCUCGCAGCCUCUGCGCAGUGAUGGCGAGCUGAGAAAUCUGCUCAGCGCUGGAGAAUAUCAUCACCCUCACACGCAUACCCUCACACGUCCAGAGAGGAGGGGAGACGAAGAGAGAGAGAGAGACGAGGAGAGGAAAACACAGCGGAAGAGCUCUGCUAGAUACCAAACGGAAGCUUCUUGAGCGUUAGGAUUUUCCAAACGGCGUCUGUUUCUCUCACGUUCUCACCUGAGGGACUCCUGAAGCGGAGGAAAGCAACGAGGGGUCGCUCGUUUUAUUUGGGAAGCGCGGGGUUUGUCUGCUGGCGAGCGGCAGCGGAGAUGCUCCUGUAAUUGGAUUCAUCUGGAAAGCGCUCAAACCGCAAGGAGAGCUGCUUAAGUGACAGCGGCUCUCUAACGCAGCAUAGUAAAUUCUCUUCUUUCAGCCCGUCUCUUCGUCUUUCUUCUUUUUUUUUUUUUAUCUCCUUCAGCUCCGUCUCCCUCUCUUUCGUCGGCAACCCCUCUCAUCUUCUUCCCACAGCUGAAGAGUUUGCGUCGCACGCGAUGGGCGAUAAAGGCACAAGGGUGUUCAAGAAGGCUAGUCCCAAUGGAAAGUUAACCGUGUACCUUGGUAAGAGGGAUUUCGUUGACCAUGUGGAUCUUGUGGAGCCUGUCGAUGGCGUGGUUUUAAUUGAUCCGGAGUACUUAAAAGAGAGAAAAGUUUUUGUGACCUUGACGUGUGCUUUCCGCUAUGGACGGGAGGACUUGGAUGUUCUCGGCUUGACGUUUCGCAAAGACCUCUUUGUGGCCAACAUCCAGGCCUUUCCUCCUGUGCCUGAAGAGAAAAAGAGCUUGACACGUCUACAAGAGCGACUGAUAAAGAAACUUGGAGAACAUGCCUACCCCUUCACCUUUGAGAUUCCUCCGAACCUCCCCUGUUCUGUCACGUUACAACCAGGGCCAGAGGAUACAGGAAAGGCCUGCGGGGUGGACUUUGAAGUGAAAGCUUUCUGUGCAGAAAACGUUGAAGAAAAAAUCCACAAAAGGAAUUCAGUGCGUCUUGUCAUCAGAAAAGUGCAGUAUGCUCCAGAGAAGCCGGGACCGCAGCCAAUGGCUGAAACCACAAGGCAGUUUCUCAUGUCAGAUAAACCUUUACACCUGGAGGCCUCACUUGACAAAGAGAUUUAUUAUCACGGUGAACCAAUCAGCGUCAACGUCCAUGUUACAAACAACACAAACAAGACAGUAAAAAAAAUUAAGAUAUCAGUGCGUCAGUAUGCUGAUAUCUGCCUCUUCAACACCGCCCAGUACAAGUGUCCAGUAGCGACAGAGGAAUCAGAUGAUAUUGUGGCCCCCAGUGCUACGUUUUGUAAAGUAUACACUCUCACACCUUUCCUGGCGAAUAACCGAGAGAAACGAGGCUUGGCUCUGGAUGGCAAACUCAAACACGAAGACACAAAUUUAGCCUCAAGUACAUUGUUAAGGGAGGGAGCCAAUAAGGAAAUCCUGGGCAUCAUUGUCUCUUAUAAGGUGAAAGUGAAGCUGGUGGUGUCUCGUGGAGGGUUGCUUGGAGAUCUCGCCUCAAGUGAUGUUGCCGUUGAGCUCCCCUUUACAUUAAUGCAUCCCAAACCAUUGGAGGAAUCGAUCUACAGAGAUGCUCCAGAAAAUGAUGCCCCCAUCGACACAAACCUCAUUGAAUUUGACACAAAUGACGAUGACAUCAUCUUCGAGGACUUUGCUCGACAACGACUGAUCGGGGCGAAAGAUGACAAAGACGAAGAUGAAGAGGGUGCCGAUUCGCCCAAACUGAAUGACAGAUAGAUCGCAGAUAAGAGUUUCCUGUGUUGUGCCGAUACAAGAGACCCUUUUGAGAUAACCUGGAAAAAUGGGACACCCUUUAACACGCUCACAGUGGUGAAGUUGUUGUGUUCUUGUUCACAUUUGUCUCUUCCAUCCUGCAAGGGUGUACAGUAAAAACUUAAGUGUAGAAAACGUGACCUUGUCGUCGGAGCGAUUAGAAGGUGAGGUUUUAGUUGAUUGGCCGGCCACCGAGUGCCUCGGGUGUUUGAGGGUCUUUUAGGGUUGAGGCGAUGGCUUCUCAUCUUAGCUAAAUCAAACGUCAGUGGUAGCAUGCCUUUGUUGUCGCUUUGUUUUAUAGAUUCUUCCUUUGGUUAGAACUGAGGAAGAUUUUAAGGGCCGUGAUUUAGUUUUGAACCAUAUUUAAUGUACGGAAUUUAUCGUUUUAAUGACUGUAAAUGGAACUGGAUUUAGUAUUUUUUAUUAUAAAAGCUGCCAAAUUGAAUCAUCUUUAUAAUGUCUAACGUCUCAACUGAGAGCUUUUGAAUCGGUCAUGCAGAGUGACAGAAAGAAGUAUUUUUUCCCUCCCAGUUUUCGGUAAAAUAUGUUACCUAAUAAAAGUUAUGGAUACACAAAGUUAAGUCUACAUGGUACAAUGCAACAACCAUUUAUUUUUGUUUUCUCUUAGCAGUCAAUUUCAAUUAUUUCUAGAAGUGGGUUUCUAUGAAAUCAUUUCAUUAUAAACAAAGCCUACGUAUCUUCAAGGGGACUAUAUAUUAUUAUAUGCUAUUUUUUACCCAAGUGAAGCUUCUCAAACAGAGCACCUAUGAAUAGUCAUGAGCUACAAACAUACCAGUUACAGUCUCUAUUCUGAAUAAAGCAUGUGUGUGCUCACAUCUGUCUCUUCUGUGGAACAGAAAAGAACUUAGAAGAAUGUUCUGGUAUAUUUUUCCCCAACGCUAUCACUAUUCAUUUAUAAGCUGUCAUGAAAAAUCAUUACUUUGCCUUGCGCCAUGUGCAUAUUGUAUGCAUAUUGUUCUGAAUGAACAGGUUUGUGCGAGGGAGAAACCAACAUUUAACAUUUAUUCGUAAAUAAUCUUUCCAGCACUCUGGAACUGGCUCAGUUUUCGAAUUAAUUAUUUAAUAAUUCAUUGACUCAAACGAACAACUCGUUGAAUUGAGAAUUGGAGAAUCAAUUGGACAGUUCUAGCUCAACUGUUUACUACUGUGCUCUUUUUUAGAGCUGCUUUACAGCAGAAUUUAAUUUUCUUUGUAAUUAUUGAAACACUAUUUUCCUGUUUAACACUGUAAAGCUGCUUUGACACAAUAUGUAUUGUAUAAAGUGCUAUAUAAAUAAAGAUGACUUGACUUUAACAAAUCAAACACACUUUGGACACAGGCUCACGUGGAAUGCUUCUGUGAUACUUUCAAGGCGCCUUUCUCCAUACGGUCCUUUUUGAAGCUUGAAAGCUCUAGUAUCCAAAAAAACCCCCAAAAAACAACCAGCACGUUCCUUAAACUUCUCUUGUGUUCCAUGAAAGAAAUAAUGGCGAAAUAAAAUAACAGUGAAGAAAUGAUGACAAGAGUUUCAAAUUUUGGGAGAACCUUUAACUUCAUGUCCACACCCCUCUAGACCCAAUCAGUAAUUUUCUGGACUUGAGAGCCACUUAAACGAAAUGAAUUGGAAAUGUAGCCAUUUACACAUUGCGAAGUUAUUAUUGUACUUUCUAUAUGAAUGAGGCCUUGAUUUACUGCAUGAAACAUCAGAAAUUUGUAUGUUUUGUGAAUGAAACAUUUUGUAAAAAAAGAAAGAAAUAAAGAGAGAAAAAGUGAAUGAAUAACUUAAAAUAGAUUGUUAAGUGAAUUGGUAUAACUCCCAUGUGCUGGAUAAACCACAGUUAUAUAAAAUAAACUUUAUUACAGACAUAAGGCAAGAUUUGUCAAGAAAUGGUGUUGAUGAUUCAAUGUAAUACAAAAUUACAAUAUAUUAAAUAUAUAAUGCUCUAUGUAUCAAA